CAGUCCUGAAGUCCAGGCCUUCGGGGAAGCCCAUCCGGAGAACCAGCUUGUGGGCCUCGGACCUGCCUCUGUGCCCAUGGCCUUGCCCACCUAGAGCCUGUGCGAACAUUGCAGCCGAGGCCUAGGGCCAGAGGGAACCUGGAAUUUUUUGCAUCUGCCAUAACUAUUGAUUGACUAUGGAUGACUAUACCAAAAUAGAGAAAAUUGGAGAAGGUACCUAUGGAGUUGUGUAUAAGGGUAGACACAAAACUACAGGUCAAGUGGUAGCCAUGAAGAAAAUCAGACUAGAAAGUGAAGAGGAAGGGGUUCCUAGCACUGCAAUUCGGGAAAUUUCUCUAUUAAAAGAACUUCGUCAUCCAAAUAUAGUCAGUCUUCAGGAUGUGCUCAUGCAGGAUUCCAGGUUAUAUCUCAUCUUCGAAUACCUUUCCAUGGAUCUAAAGAAAUACUUGGAUUCUAUUCCUCCUGGUCAGUUCAUGGAUUCUUCACUUGUUAAGAGUUAUUUGUACCAAAUCCUACAAGGGAUUGUGUUUUGCCACUCUAGAAGAGUUCUACACAGAGACUUAAAACCUCAGAAUCUAUUGAUCGAUGACAAAGGAACAAUCAAACUGGCUGACUUUGGCCUCGCCAGAGCUUUUGGAAUACCUAUUAGGGUCUAUACACAUGAGGUGGUAACACUUUGGUAUAGAUCUCCAGAAGUAUUGCUGGGGUCAGCUCGCUAUUCGACUCCAGUUGACAUUUGGAGUAUAGGCACUAUAUUUGCGGAAUUAGCAACUAAGAAACCACUUUUCCAUGGGGAUUCAGAAAUUGAUCAACUCUUCAGAAUUUUCAGAGCUUUGGGUACCCCCAACAAUGAGGUGUGGCCAGAGGUGGAGUCUUUACAGGACUAUAAGAAUACGUUUCCUAAGUGGAAACCAGGAAGCCUUGCAUCCCAGGUCAAAAACUUGGAUGAAAAUGGCUUGGAUCUACUCUCGAAAAUGUUAGUAUACGAUCCUGCCAAACGAAUUUCUGGCAAAGUGGCACUGAAUCAUCCGUAUUUUAAUGAUGUGGACAAUCAGAUCAAGAAGAUGUAGCUUUCUGACCAAGAGUUUCCACAUGUUGUUUCAAGAACAGAUAUAUUUUUACUGUCAACUCUAUUUUUGUUUUCUGUAUUUUUGUUUUCUUUGUUGUAAAACUUAAGCUUGUACUUCAUCUUCUAACUUCAGAGUUGUAACUUAAUGUAAAUAUUGUUCUAUAUGAAUUUAAAUAUAAUAAUUCUGUAUAUGUGUGCAGAUCUCACUGUUAACUAUUUGUUACUAUAAUAAAACUAUAAAUCUAA
This is a messenger RNA of Miniopterus natalensis, 1315 nucleotides long. It is a transcript of the gene CDK1, whose product is annotated as cyclin dependent kinase 1. The record is from RefSeq and is a predicted model, not a curated record. NCBI's taxonomy places the organism in Eukaryota, Metazoa, Chordata, Mammalia, Chiroptera, Miniopteridae. Gene Ontology annotation, biological process: G2/M transition of mitotic cell cycle; protein phosphorylation; mitotic G2 DNA damage checkpoint signaling. Gene Ontology annotation, cellular component: nucleus. Gene Ontology annotation, molecular function: ATP binding; cyclin-dependent protein serine/threonine kinase activity.